ACUGCAGACAUAGUACAGGAGAUGAGCAGAGACUGCAGACACAGUACAGGAGAUGUGCCCAGAGACUGCGGACAUAGUACAGGAGAUGACCAGAGACUGUGGACAGUACAGGAGAUGACCAGAGACUGCGGACAUAGUACAGGAGAUGACCAGAGACUGCGGACAUAGUACAGGAGAUGACCAAGAGACUGCGGACAGUAGUAUAGGGGGAUGACCAGAGACUGCGGACAGUACAGGGGAUGACCAGAGACUGCGGACAGUACAGGGGAUGACCAGAGACUGCGGACACAGUACAGAGGAUGACCAAGAGACUGUGGACAGUGCAGGGGAUGACCAGAGACUGCAGACA
Messenger RNA from Staurois parvus, 349 nucleotides. NCBI's taxonomy places the organism in Eukaryota, Metazoa, Chordata, Amphibia, Anura, Ranidae. The record is from the annotation of a GenBank genome assembly.